Messenger RNA from Debaryomyces hansenii CBS767, 888 nucleotides. It is a transcript of the gene CTA26, whose product is annotated as Cta26p. Lineage: Eukaryota; Fungi; Ascomycota; Pichiomycetes; Serinales; Debaryomycetaceae. Bases 1 to 888 code for a protein of 295 amino acids. The record is from RefSeq and is a predicted model, not a curated record. The transcript has a single exon.
AUGAACUUAGAAGAGAAGUUGAAUAAUUCACUCAAUGAUAUAUUGAAGUCUUCCGGAUACAUAUUUGAAAUAAUACAUAGCCGGAAGAAGCAAAGUAAUUUAAUUACAGGAACCAAUAACCAACUUAUAACGCCCGUUAUAACAUCACAAUUAACUAAUAGCAUAACGAAAUUUGAAGAUAUACUAGAUGAUACUAUAUGCAAAUUCAACGACACCAAGUGGUGUGUAGAGCAAAUGUUGCAGAAUAGACAAAAACAAGAGGAGUUGAAGCUCAAGGAAGAAGAGGAAAAACAGAGGCGAAUAAAAGAGGACGACGAGAGAAAGCGACUAGAAGAAGAAAAGACCAAGAAACGGAAAAAAGAAGAGGAAGAAGCCAGGAUCAAGAAGGAAAAGGAAGAUCAGCAGGCGAAGGAAGAAGAACUUAAGAAAAAGAAGGAACAGGAACAGAAAGAGAAAGAACAGAAAGAAAGAGAGAGUCUCAAGGAAAAUGAAAAGAAGAGCGAUGCCAACAAUGAUAACUUUGACACCUUUAUGUCUCCAAGCUUUGAGUUCAAUUUGAAUGACUUGCCUACGACGAAUGAAAGAGGCAUUGAUAUACCGAACCCGUCCGAUAUUCUUUCAACGAUCAGCUACGACGGCUUCGCCGAAAGCAAGGACUCUAAGAAGGCUGACACUAAUAUCCCAAACGACGAAUCUAACAAUAACAACGACUUGGACCUAGACAUGAAUAAUUUGCUAGAUAACGAUGCGCUGUUACUAGAUGGCUUGGAUAUGAAUAUGUUGGACCAGGGGUUUGACGGCACGAACCCGAACGGAAACGGGGUGAAUGAUUUACAGGAUGAAGAAUUUGAUGUCGAUAAUUUUUUGAACCAAUUUGGGGCUGACUAG